Messenger RNA from Acanthoscelides obtectus, 885 nucleotides. The record is from the annotation of a GenBank genome assembly. Lineage: Eukaryota; Metazoa; Arthropoda; Insecta; Coleoptera; Chrysomelidae.
AUGAAGAUAUGUCUACGCUAUCUCGGUGACCCUAGAUAUCAACAAGGUAUUGGUCAGGAACUUGGUGUUAGUCAAGCAACGGUAUCUCAGACUGUGGAAAAAGUUGUGAACAACAUAGUUCCACAGUCGAACGAAUGGAUCAAGUUUCCAACUACCAACCAUGAACUGAUGAAGGCCAAGCGGAUAUGGCAAAGCAUAUAUAAAUUUCCGACAGCAAUUGGUGUAAUUGAUUGUACACAUAUGGGAAUCCUGAAACCAAAUCGCCAUGUAGAUGAGUAUAUCAACCGAAAAGGAAAACCUACUUUAAAGGUGCAAGCCACUUGUGAUGCCAGAGAGAUGUUCAGAAGUGUUGAUGUCAGUUGGCCUGGAUCAGUGCAUGAUGCCAGAAUAUGGAGAAAUUCAGACUAGAUCACAACUAAUAAAUAAAGCAAAUGUUGUACUACUUGGCGAUGACGGUUAUGGUAUUGAACCAUGCCUUAUGACUCCCUUCAGAAAUCCUACUCCAUCUGCAGAAAUAAAUUAAAAUAAGCUUUUAAAACAAGAAAGAGUUAUAAUUGAACGCUGGUUGGGCCAACUGAAACACCGGUUUCCUAUCCUACCGUAUGUUUGCCGCAUAAAGUUGGAAAAUGUGCCGAAAAUAAUUAUUGCUUGUAUUGUACUCCAUAAUGUUGCGAAGAGCUUGGGCGAUCUCCUGACUUUGAGUUUGUUGAACAAGACCCAUAUUGAAGAUGAAGGAAAUCAUGAGAAUGACGAACUUCCUCUCCGCCAACCAUCUCAUCAAAUAAGAAGAAACUUGAGUAUUAUAAUAAAUAGUUUUACUGAUUAAAGUGUAUUUACAAGUUAUAAUAAGUUUUAUUUUCGUGAACAUCAUAAGUUACAGGUGGC